UGGAGAUGUCUCGCCGCAAGGAGAGACAGAGACUAGGCGUCGCGAUGGUACAGAAGGGGCGCGGCCUUAGUGGGAGGAGCGGGCGCUCCUCUGCCGCUGCUCAUCGACGGCACUGGUGGCUGCACUUCCGCCGCUAGGUGGUCUUCUCCUCACACGGAUUGGUUUCGGCAGCAGGUUCGAGUGAUUCCAGCGGCCUAGUUCAUCUAUGGCCAUUUGGGUUAGUCUCUUCAGCUUUGCUUAAUGAAAGUUCAGUGGUCAGCGGCCUAGCACUACUACUUUGGCAAAGCCUAGAUUAGAACUAUUCAGGAGAGUUCCUAAAUUUUUUAGGUGGAUGUCUUGAAUUCUGUUCUUCUGGAUUCUUGUUGACGGGAUGGGAAUGCAUUGAAUUCUAACAAAACAAUAUAGGCCACAAAGUUAAAAAAGUACUCCUACAUUGUAGGUUCCCACAAAUCAAUCAUAUAUGCAGCAACAAAAUAAUGUUGGUUUACAAGAUAGAUAGAUCAACAGUUGGAGAAGUUGUUACUUCGAAUGGGGUUGCUUACUCUCUCCCCUUAGUGACGGUCAUAGAAAUCGAUUGGUGGACAUGCCCUAAGCUAUAGGCUGAAAAGGAGGAGCCGCAAUCACUACCUCUGAAAGUCAUUUCAGACCAUCCUCUACCAUAUUCCAAACGGACGAGGAUCCUCUGAUGUACGGCAGCCUGCCGUUCUGUCACUGACAUGUGGGCCUUUUGGGAACCUGGCCCACAUGUCAGUGGCCCAACGGCACGUAGCGCACGGCAGAGGAGCGUCCUCCAUUCCAAACGAAUGUAACUUCUGGAUAUACAUUUCCUCUGUUUGAACUGCAUUAAUUGCAUUCACCGUCAGCGUAGCUAGCCGUUGAAGAUAUGUCAUUUGCACACAUAAACGUCAAGCUGUCCAUGUCGAAUACAGUCAACAAUGCAAUUAUGUUCACUUCCUGUUGACGCAUGGAAAACCAAGCAAUAAUCAACGUCCACGUGACAAGCAUUGAUAUUCUAUUCUUCUUUUGAGUGGAAUCAUCACAGAGAACCAGUCACAAUGAUCUGAAACCGAAAAUCUUAGACCGCAUCAAUCGCAGAACAUUAUGCCAGCCAGAUUGGACUCAGCCAAGGUCUUCGAUGCAGGUGAGAGGCAAGUGCAUAGGUGUGUUAGGCUGCUUCAAAUGUGUUUAUAAACCCCUGGAGAACCGAGCCAGAUGAGUACCCAACUCACACACCACCAUCACCGGGUUUUGGCGUUCUGCUCUCACACACCGGAGGUGCGCUAUUCUCUCUAUCUCCUUGACCAUAUUUUUUCGCCUGUGUGUGUCUUUCUGCCAGACUUGUGGGACUACUUCAGUUUACAUGAUCACUUGGCCUAUGCAGUCAUCUUCAUAGUACAUCGUGAGAUCAUGGCGAAUUCCAUGGUGCCAACGCUGCUACAUCGCCUGGUUCUCGUGUUGCUCCUCCUGCUGCUGCCUGUCCUUAAUUCCGGGCAAGCCGAGGGCUGCGCCACGCCUGCAGCAGCAGCACGCCGCGGCACUUCGCUGAGAUCCCAAGCUGGGGCACUUCUCCACUGGAAAUCAUCCGUCAAGUACUCGUCCAAGCACCAGCUGGGAACCUGGGGAGACGAUGGCAUGUACCCGUGCAACUGGACCGGCAUCACCUGCGGGGACACUCUGUCACGCAGAGGAACCAUGGGGAAGGUCAUCACAGGAAUUUCCCUUGAUGGCGCCGGCAUUGCAGGGCGACUGGACAAACUGAGAUUCCAGUCGCUCCCUUACCUUGUCAACCUCGAUCUCAGUGACAACUACCAUCUCUCCGGUGCCAUCCCUCCAGGCAUCGGCUCUCUUUCCAUGCUUUCCACCCUCAACUUCUCUGGUGAUCAGCUCAGCGGGCACAUACCUGCAUCAUUCUGCAACCUUGGACAGCUCACAGGGAUGGACCUCUCCAGCAACAAUCUCACCGGACAAAUCCCUCCUGCUUUAGCAGGUGUGAUUGCCUUUAUGAUUUGCCGCAAGAAAGUACCUCAAAAUACUGAUGUCGUGCGCAAAAGGGAUGUGUUCUCUGUAUGGAGCUUUGAUGGCAGAAUAGCAUUUGAAGAUAUUAUCAAUGCAACUGACAAUUUCGAUAAGAAACAUUGCAUUGGAGAGGGAUCAUACGGCAGUGUUUAUAAAGCAGAACUUCAAGAUGAACAAGUGGUCGCAGUAAAGAAACUCCAUGCAGGCGAUGAAGAGGCACAUGAUGAAGAAAGAUUCCGGCAUGAGAUUCAAAUGUUAACAACAAUUCGCCAACGCAGCAUCGUCAAGCUAUAUGGAUAUUGUUCUCAUCCGCGGUUCCGGUUCCUUGUGUGCCAGUAUAUAGAGAGAGGAAAUCUAGCUUCAACCUUAAGAAAUGAAGAACUAGCAAUCCAGUUCCACUGGCAAAGGAGGACAGCUUUAAUAAGAGAUCUGGCUCAAGCCAUCGCUUACCUCCAUCAUGAUGUUCACCCACCCAUAAUUCAUCGAGACAUCACAAGCAGAAACAUCUUACUAGAUACUGAUUUCAAAGCAUUUGUCUUGGACUUCGGUAUUGCAAGAAUGUUAAAACCUGAUUCGUCAAACUGGAGUGCACUAGCAGGGACCCACGGCUACAUAGCACCUGAAUGUUCCUACACUUCCCUAAUUACAGAGAAAUGUGAUGUAUAUAGCUUUGGCGUUGUGGUGCUUGAGGUGUUGAUGGGCAAACACCCUGGAGAUUUGCAGGCUUUUCAUUCUUCACUCGAGGACCAGUUUCUACUGGAAGAAAUUUUGGACAAACGACUUCCACAACCCGAAGCUGGAGAGGAAGAAGUGAGACGGUGCAUCUCUGUGGCAUUUGAGUGCCUAACUCCUUCACCCAAAGAAAGGCCAACUAUGCUGAAAGUUUAUCGAGAUCUUUCCAUCUGAAGUCACAUGUUAAAUUCUUCCAGAUGUAGCAUCUUAGCCUUGUUUAGUACUGAAUAAAACUUAGGCUAACUGUUAGAAUAAAUCCGAGGCAUACCAUUG
Molecule: messenger RNA, 3021 nt
Organism: Triticum aestivum (bread wheat)
Lineage: Eukaryota; Viridiplantae; Streptophyta; Magnoliopsida; Poales; Poaceae
Product: probable leucine-rich repeat receptor-like protein kinase At1g35710
Exons: 3
Coding region: 1213-2922 (569 amino acids)
Biological process (GO): protein phosphorylation
Molecular function (GO): protein kinase activity; protein binding; ATP binding
Source: RefSeq, a predicted model, not a curated record